UCCCCCACUUUUGGUCUUUCCCCCGCUUCCUUUCUUUCCCUCCCUAUAAUAUCAGAACAUCGGCAGCGCCUUCAAAACCCAAAAAAUUUCCCCAGUUUCCUCUCCACAUUUGUCACUCUACUUCUCUCUCCUCCAUUUUUCUCUCUCCCAAAACCCCCAAAUUUUGAAACCCAGAAACUUUCAAAAAAUUCAAACAACAAACCAAAAAUCCCUAACAAAAUCGAUCUUCAUCUUCCGAAACCUUAGGGUUUCGAAUUUCUCCCCAAUCUCAAACAUGCAUGUUGAUUAAUCUCUUGCGAAACGCUCAGCGUCCGAAUUCCCUUGAGCACAAGACGUGAAUUCGAACACUAAAAACUGCCGCAUUUUUUUUGAGUAUGCAUUCGAAGCGAUCGAACAAUGGAGAUGAAAAUGGAACUAUCGCUUCUAUUAGCAAGAACAAUAACAGCAAUGGACUGGAGGUACGAACCAGCUCUCGGGUUCGAAGGCCUACGGCAAGAGGAAGCUCAUUAUUUUAUACUUUAACGCCGUCGUAUAAGAGGAAGAAGAAGGUGAAAACGAGGACUGCUGCUGCUCACAUUGCUAAGAUGUUGAAGCCCGGAGGUCGCCGUCCCAUUCGCAACUCUGCAAAGUCUAUCUCUAAUAUGGAUGCAACCAACCUUCGGCGCUCUACCAGACAGAGGACAUCUAAAAAUUUGGGUGAUGAUUAUACAGACAGUACUGGUACAGAUGAAGAUGAAGAUUUAAUGGAACCUAGAAAACACCGUACAAGAAGCCGGAUUCAUAACAGGGCUGUUCAGGAUGAAUUAUCAACCCCUAAACGCAGAAAAUUCACUGGGAGUAAAUCCACUCCUCGACGAGAAGGGUUGCGUCCUCGCAAUUCCAGAUCAAAUGGGAGGUGUAUUUCAUUUGAUGAAGAAGAAGGUAGCUCAGAAGAGAAGGAUGAACAAGAUGGAAUAGAAAAUGGAAACGAUGGUGAAGAUAAUGAUGAUGAGGUUGAGGGUGAUGAUGAAGGUGAAGCUGAGGAGGGUGGGGAGGGCGAAGAGGAGGGUGAAAGAGAGGAAGAUGGCGAUGAUGAAGAGGGCGAGGAGGAGCAAGAUGGGCGGAGGCGUUAUGAUCUUCGGAACCGUGCAGAUGUCCGUAGGCUUUCUUUGGAGGAGGGUAAACGUAGACCAAGAUCCCCCCGUAGAGUGUUGCAUCAUGGGAUGGGAAACAAGGUCAAUAGGGUUGUGGGAAGAGGUGGCACUAGAGUCCAUAAACGUCACCGUUUUAGGAUUGAUGAUUCUGAUGACUCUCUUCUUGUGGAUGAGUUGGACCAAGGCCCAGCUAUUCCUUGGGCUCGGAGUGGAAGCAGAUCUGGUCCUCCUUGGCUCAUGGGAGGGCUAGAUAUGAAUGGGGCAACAGCCUGGGGAUUAAAUGUUGCUGCGUCUGGUUGGGGUCACCAGGCUGAUUCCUAUACUUCCUUGACAUCUGGUGUCCAAACUGCUGGGCCGAGUUCAAAGGGGGGAGCAGAUAUCCAACCUUUGCAAAUUGACGAUAGUGUGAGUUUUGAUGAUAUAGGCGGGCUUUCAGGAUACAUUGAUGCGUUGAAGGAAAUGGUCUUCUUUCCCUUGCUUUACCCAGAUUUCUUUGCAAGCUAUAGCAUUACCCCACCAAGAGGUGUCCUUUUGUGUGGACCCCCAGGAACUGGAAAAACUCUAAUUGCACGAGCGUUAGCUUCUGCUGCUUCAAAAGCUGGCCAGAAAGUCAGCUUUUACAUGCGCAAGGGAGCUGAUGUUCUCAGCAAAUGGGUUGGAGAGGCCGAACGACAGUUGAAACUUCUUUUUGAAGAAGCUCAAAAGAAUCAGCCUUCCAUCAUUUUCUUUGAUGAGAUAGACGGGCUUGCUCCAGUGAGGUCAAGCAAACAGGAGCAAAUCCACAAUUCUAUAGUUUCAACUUUGCUUGCUUUAAUGGAUGGCCUUGAUUCUCGUGGACAAGUUGUCUUGAUUGGGGCCACUAACAGAAUUGAUGCUAUCGACGGGGCCUUGCGUCGACCUGGUCGAUUUGAUCGGGAGUUUAACUUUCCCUUGCCUGGCUGUGAGGCCCGGGCUGAAAUUUUAGAUAUUCACACUCGCAAAUGGAUGCACCCACCAACCAGGGAACUGAGGACAGAACUUGCAGCUAGUUGUGUGGGUUAUUGUGGGGCUGAUUUAAAGGCCCUCUGCACUGAAGCAGCAAUUCGUGCAUUUCGUGAAAAAUAUCCACAGGUGUACACUAGUGAUGACAAAUUCCUGAUAGAUGUUGAUUCAGUCAGGGUAGAAAAAUAUCACUUUUAUGAUGCCAUGUCAACGAUUACUCCUGCUGCUCACAGAGGCUCCAUAGUGCAUUCGAGGCCGUUGUCAGCUGUUGUUGCUCCAUGCUUGCAAAGACACCUUCAAAAGGCCAUGGCACACAUAUCAGAUAUUUUCCCUGCUUCUUCUAUUUCAUCUGAAUUGACAAAACAAUCGAUGCUCUCGUAUGGUUCAGCUAUUCCACUGGUUUUUAGGCCUCGGUUUCUGCUAUGUGGCAACGAAGGGGUUGGGCUGGAUCAUCUAGGACCUGCUAUGUUACAUGAGCUAGAGAAAUUUCCUGUUCACUCCCUUGGGCUUCCAUCUCUGCUGUCAGACCCUAGUGCAAAGACACCUGAAGAGGCUUUGGUACAUAUACUUAGUGAAGCACGAAGGACAACACCAUCUAUUUUAUAUCUGCCUCACUAUGAUCUUUGGUGGGACAACGCACACGAUCAGCUUAGAGCGGUCCUUCUCACUCUAUUAGAAGAAUUGCCGUCUGAGUUACCAAUCUUGUUACUCGGAACAACCUCAGAUCUACCCCCUGAUGUGGACGGGCGGCAUCGGAUAUUUACUGAGCGUAGCAUCUACAAAGUGAAUGCACCAUCAAAUGAAGACCGGACUUUUUUCUUUGAUCAACUAAUUGAAGCUUCUUUGUCAGUACCAUCUGAAGCUACUUUAAGAAAACUUGAGACAUCAACAUCACUUGAAGAGCUCCCUAAAGCUCCUAAGGUUGACAGUGGCCCAAAGAUCUCUGAGUUGAAAGCAAAGGUGGAAGCAGAGCAGCAUGCACUUCGUAGACUGCGGAUGUGUCUUAGAGAUGUGUGCAAUAGGAUCUUAUAUGACAAACGUUUUAGUGCCUUCCAUUAUCCGGUUACAGAUGAAGAUGCUCCAAAUUAUCGCUCGAUAAUUCAAAAUCCUAUGGACAUUGCUACAUUGCUUCAGCAUGUAGAUUCUGGCCGAUACAUAAAAAGUUCUGCUUUCCUGCAGGAUGUUGAAUUGAUUUUAAGCAAUGCUAAGGCAUAUAACGGAGAUGACUAUAAUGGAGCUAGGAUUGUAAGCAGAGCACAUGAGCUUCAAGAUGCCGUGCAAGGAAUGCUCUCUCAGAUAGAUCCUGCACUUGUGGCAUUCUGCGAUAAGAUUGCUGCUCAAGGAGGCCCUAAUCAAAUGCCUGAUGGUUUCGGAGGCUCUGCUCUUCAGCAAACUCCUGUUGUUCAAACAUUAUCAGUGACUAGAGCGAGUGCCCGGCUCCGUCAUGUCCAGCCAGAGGUUAACUUAGAUCAAAGUUACGAAGCAUUAAAAAGACCAAAGAAGAAUGUAGACACUAUCUCCAUAGUUGCAGAUGAUGAAGACAAGUCCAGACUUCCAGAAUCACUGCCUUCACCAUCAACAACCGAAGAGGCUCAGGCUAAGGUUACUACCAAUGCUGGACCAGAGAGCUCGACUGCACAUUAUAGUGAAUGUGAGGUUCCGACAGAAUUAGACAAACUUAGAUGUGAAGAUGAUGUUAUCAUGGAAGACAGAGAUGCUGCUUGCCAAGUAGAAGUGAUCAAGCAACAGUUUUUGAAAAGAACUGAAGGAUAUGGUAUUCCACAACUUGAAAGGCUAUAUACCCGUAUUAUAAAGGGUGUUUUUGAGACAAAGACAGCAGCAGGUUCAGACAACCCUAAAUUAAAGGUUAUCCAUUUUUUGUCCAAGUACUCUCAGGAUGAGACCAACUUUUGAUCUCUGCUUUUCCCCCCUGGUUAUAUUGGUAGGUUAAUUUAAACUAGAUAUUGUACAAAGUCGGGAUCUUAAUUUUUCUCUGAAUGGAAAAUAGAGUUACACAGGUCAGUGCACAA
This is a messenger RNA of Spinacia oleracea (spinach), 4144 nucleotides long. Its product is annotated as ATPase family AAA domain-containing protein At1g05910. Lineage: Eukaryota; Viridiplantae; Streptophyta; Magnoliopsida; Caryophyllales; Amaranthaceae. Gene Ontology annotation, molecular function: chromatin binding; histone binding; ATP binding. The transcript has 10 exons. The record is from RefSeq and is a predicted model, not a curated record. Gene Ontology annotation, biological process: transcription initiation-coupled chromatin remodeling; nucleosome disassembly; nucleosome assembly. Bases 375 to 4028 code for a protein of 1217 amino acids. Gene Ontology annotation, cellular component: nucleus.